Messenger RNA from Effrenium voratum, 579 nucleotides. The record is from the annotation of a GenBank genome assembly. NCBI's taxonomy places the organism in Eukaryota, Dinophyceae, Suessiales, Symbiodiniaceae.
GUCCUGCGAAACGCGGGCCUGGACCCCGAGAAGGUGCACGGCUGGGCCUUCGGCUUGGGCCUGGAGCGCUUGGCCAUGGUGCUCUUUGGCAUUCCGGACAUCAGGCUUUUUUGGUCUGACGAUGAGCGAUUCUCCAGCCAGUUCUCGCCAAAGUCGUUUGCAGAGAAGACCAGAUUCAAGCCGUUCUCCAAGUACCCCCCGGUGCUCAAGGACAUCAGCAUGUGGAUUCCAGCUGACUUUGUUGACAACGACCUCUUCGAAAUGAUCCGUGAUGAGGGCGGCGAUCAGGUUGAAAAGGUGGAUUUGAUGGACGAGUUCACGCACCCGAAGACAGGCAAGACAUCCAAGAUGUUCCGGGUGACCUGGCGAGACAUGUCCCGAACUUUGACCAACGAGGAGGUGAAUGCCAAGCACGAGAAGGUCUUGGGCCGCUUGGUGGAGGAGUUGCAGGUGGAGCUGCGUUAGCGACGUAGCAACGGAGCCAAUGAUGCCCGAGAGUAGAGUUUUCCGCGUGUUUGGUGAAAAGCAAAGAUGGGCUAUUUGUGCUAGCGCCCGGGAUAACGGCCCCACAUUCUUGCC